AUCGGCUGUUGUUAGGAAAUCCGUAUUUCUGUUCUUCUUUCUAUUGAGUUCGUGUACAUGCUUGUUACUGGAUUAGUUUAGGAUCUUGCUUGCUGUUUUUACCUAGUACUAAUGCAGUAGACCAGGCAUAGGUUGCUGGUCCCUUGCGUGCUGCUCUGUUGAGUGAUCCGACAAAGUAAGCAGUCCGGUGCACUCCAUCUCAAGCCUCCCCACUACAAUCUAAUGUAGGAUGAAAGUUACAGAUCAGAUAACAUUUCUUUUUUUGUUGUUAUUUAAUCUAUCGCAUUGAUUUGUAAACAUCCAUGUGAACUUUGGUUUAAGAACUCAAGAUUCAUGUAAAGUUGGCCGGUUGGCCUGUUCAGGAUAUUGUUGCAAAUUUUCAUAUGAAGUUUGAUCAAAGCUAUAUGGUAUUACUGUAAGGGGUUCUGUAAGGAUGGGAACAGUGUCCGGCCUGUUGAGCCGUUUUGUUGGAAUGUGCAGGGAGGAGGUUUAAAAUGGCUCAACCUUCUGUUAUCCUAGCAACUGCAAGUUAUGAACACACAAUAAAAUUUUGGGAAGCUAAGAGUGGUCGCUGUUACCGUACUCUACAAUACGCAGACUCGCAUAUUAAUCGCCUUGAGAUAACCCCAGACAAGCGUUUCUUAGCUGCUGCUGGCAAUCCUCAUAUCCGUCUUUUUGACAUUAACUCAAACAGUACUCAUCCGGUAAUUAGCUAUGAUUCACACACUAGUAAUGUGAUGGCUGUGGGAUUCCAUUGUGAUGGCAACUGGAUGUAUUCAGGUUCUGAGGAUGGUACUGUGAGAAUCUGGGAUUUGCGCACUGCCACCUGUCAACGAGAAUAUGAGAGUCGAGCUGCUGUGAACACUGUGGUUCUGCACCCAAAUCAGAAAGAGCUAAUAUCUGGUGAUCAGAACGGAAACAUACGGGUGUGGGAUUUGGCUGCUAAUUCAUGCAGCUGUGAACUGGUGCCAGAGGUUGAUACAGCUGUAAGAUCCCUGACAGUCAUGUGGGAUGGGAGUAUGGUGGUUGCUGCAAAUAACCAUGGGACAUGUUACGUCUGGCGCUUGCUUAAGGGUACUCAGACAAUUACAUGCUUUGAACCCCUCCAUAAAUUGCAAGCGCAUGAUGGUUACAUUCUGAAGUGCCUGCUUUCACCAGAGUUUUGUGACCCCAACAGGUAUCUUGCAACAGCCUCAUCUGAUCACACUGUAAAGAUUUGGAACGUUGAUGGCUUCAAAUUGGAAAAAACUUUAAUAGGUCACCAGCGGUGGGUAUGGGACUGUGUAUUCUCAGUAGAUGGUGCUUAUCUGAUAACCGCUUCUUCUGACUCUACUGCGAGAUUGUGGACAAUGUCAACUGGAGAGGCAAUCAGGGUUUACUCGGCGCACCACAAACCAGUUGUCUGUUGUGCUCUUCAUGAUGGGGCUGAAUCAGCACCAUCAUAAGCAAGCAACCAUGUGCCUCGGGCAUUUUGUACAUAUUCUUUCAAUUUGAAAGCAUAUUCUUUCAAUUUGAAAGCAUAUGAGACUGAAAAAUUUCAGCACUCUUUAGGACCUUAGGGCAAGCAGCUGGUUUCAUGUGUUUGUAGUACCUGGUUGACGAAUAACGUGCAUGCACAAGGUGGAUAAUUGAUGCUAUGAUUUGUCGAGUGCGUCGAUUUAAGCAA
Messenger RNA from Oryza brachyantha (malo sina), 1666 nucleotides. RefSeq names its product target of rapamycin complex subunit LST8. The coding region runs from base 495 to 1445 and encodes 316 amino acids. The record is from RefSeq and is a predicted model, not a curated record. Gene Ontology annotation, molecular function: protein binding. Gene Ontology annotation, biological process: regulation of actin cytoskeleton organization; TOR signaling. NCBI's taxonomy places the organism in Eukaryota, Viridiplantae, Streptophyta, Magnoliopsida, Poales, Poaceae. The transcript is spliced from 10 exons. Gene Ontology annotation, cellular component: TORC2 complex; TORC1 complex.